Messenger RNA from Caretta caretta (loggerhead turtle), 15490 nucleotides. It is a transcript of the gene NFAT5, whose product is annotated as nuclear factor of activated T cells 5. Gene Ontology annotation, biological process: cytokine production; regulation of transcription by RNA polymerase II; calcineurin-NFAT signaling cascade. Lineage: Eukaryota; Metazoa; Chordata; Testudines; Cheloniidae. Gene Ontology annotation, cellular component: transcription regulator complex. Gene Ontology annotation, molecular function: DNA-binding transcription factor activity, RNA polymerase II-specific; transcription factor binding; RNA polymerase II cis-regulatory region sequence-specific DNA binding. The record is from RefSeq and is a predicted model, not a curated record.
CGUGGGUCGGGCCUGCCCCUUCAGGUGUUCUAGAAGCUUCGCUCUUUCCUCAGCUGAGGCUCUUCUCUCAUCCCCCCUCCGUCAGUCACACGGACCCGGCUACUCCCUCGCUGGUAGUACUCCCUCCCGCCGCGCCCAGAAACUGCGCAGGCGUAGACCCUCACUCGCGGGCCCCCCGGUAUUUGAGCACGCGACCCCUCACCAAGGGGCCCGUGGGCAGGCAGGCACAUGCGCAGAAUGACCCAACGAGCGAAUCAAAAUGGGCAAAGCCUGAUUGGGUCAGUCUACGCAUGCGCACAAUAUCUGACCUGUGGCUGUUCCCAUCCCUAUGCCCCCUCCCUCGUCCCCCCUCCGGAGCGCGUGCGCAAGUCGCCCGCUCAGUAGUUCUCGAUGUGCGCCACCCUCCGGAGUCCUUUCGGUUGGCGCAUGCGCAGAGCAGUAACGGAGGGGGCGGUCUGGAUCGUUCCGUUGGCAGCGGCCGGAUUCCUGUCAGCGGCGGCGGAGCCCGAUCCUGACAGCGCGUGAAGCCCCUGGCCUAGCCCGGCCCGCAGUGAGCGCGGCGCGCCCCCUCGGCUCCCGGUGUCUCCCCUCCCCACGCCGGGGCGGCGGAGGCAGCAGCGCCCCUCCUCCCGGCGGCCCCCCAGCCCCUGCCGGGCCGCGAAGCUGCGAUGCCCUCGGACUUCAUCUCUCUGCUCAGCGCCGACCUCGACCUCGAGUCCCCCAAGUCUCUCUACUCCAAGGAAUCUGUCUAUGACCUCCUCCCAAAGGAGUUGCAGUUACCACCCUCCAGAGAAACAUCUGUAGCAUCCAUGAGCCAAACAAGCGGUGGUGAGGCAGGUUCGCCUCCUCCAGCUGUAGUUGCUGCUGAUGCUUCUUCAGCUCCCUCCUCUUCCUCCAUGGGCGGUGCUUGCAGCUCCUUUACCACCUCUUCCAGUCCUACCAUUUACUCUACCUCAGUCACCGACAGCAAGGCUAUGCAAGUGGAGAGCUGCUCCUCAGUCGUGGGGGUAAGUAACCGAGGGGUAAGUGAAAAGCAGUUAACCAGUAACACAGUCCAGCAGCAACAAUCAAUGCCGAAGAGACAUACAGUCCUGUACAUCUCACCACCACCUGAGGAUUUGCUGGAUAACAGUCAGAUGUCCUGCCAAGAUGAAGGGUGUGGAUUGGAAUCAGAGCAGAGCUGCAUUAUGUGGAUGGAGGAUUCCCCCUCCAACUUCAGUAACAUGAGCACCAGUUCCUACAAUGAUAACACUGAGGUGCCACGUAAAUCACGCAAACGAAAUCCAAAGCAGAGGCCAGGGAUCAAACGUCGAGACUGUGAAGGAUCCAGCAUGGAUAUAUUUGAUGCCGACAGUGCCAAAGCGCCUCACUAUGUCCUUUCUCAGCUCAGCACGGACAGCAAAGGCAACUCAAAAGCAGGAAAUGGAGCAUCAGAAAGCCAGAAAGGAGCCGGAGGGAAGAAGAGCCCGAUGCUGUGUGGUCAGUAUCCUACUAAAAGUGAAGGCAAGGAGCUGAAGAUUGUGGUACAGCCGGAGACCCAGCACAGAGCUCGGUACUUGACUGAGGGCAGCCGAGGCUCAGUGAAAGACAGGACACAACAAGGUUUUCCAACUGUAAAGCUGGAAGGUCACAAUGAGCCAGUAGUGCUGCAAGUGUUUGUGGGUAAUGACUCUGGUCGAGUGAAGCCACAUGGGUUCUACCAGGCCUGCAGGGUAACUGGGCGAAACACUACUCCCUGCAAAGAGGUGGACAUAGAGGGUACUACGGUUAUAGAGGUUGGCCUUGACCCUAGCAACAACAUGACACUUGCGGUUGAUUGUGUAGGAAUACUGAAGUUGAGAAAUGCAGAUGUUGAAGCUCGAAUAGGGAUUGCUGGUUCCAAGAAAAAAAGCACCCGUGCCAGAUUGGUAUUUCGUGUUAACCUCACUCGGAAAGAUGGCUCAACUUUAACGCUCCAGACACCUUCCUCUCCGAUUUUAUGCACUCAACCAGCUGGUGUGCCAGAGAUCCUCAAGAAAAGUCUGCACAGCUGUUCAGUGAAGGGGGAAGAGGAAGUCUUUCUGAUUGGCAAGAACUUUCUUAAGGGAACAAAAGUGAUCUUCCAAGAGAAUAUUUCUGAUGAAAACUCUUGGAAAGCAGAAGCUGAAAUAGACAUGGAAUUAUUUCAUCAGAAUCAUCUUAUUGUGACGGUGCCACCAUAUCAUGACCAGAAAAUAACCUCUUCUGUUUCUGUGGGGAUAUAUGUGGUGACCAAUGCUGGAAGAUCACAUGAUGUGCAGUCAUUUACAUACACUCCAGAUACAUCUGGUACUCUGAAUAUUAAUGUGAAGAAAGAAAUCUCCAGCCCAGCACAGCCUUGUUCUUUUGAAGAGGCUAUAAAAGCAGUGGCAGCCACUGGCUGUAACCUGGAUAAAGUAAAUAUUCUCCCUAGUGCCUUGAUAACUCCACUUAUGCCAACCAGUGUGAUUAAGAAUGAAGAUGUGGCUCCAAUGGAAGUUACAGCUGAAAAAAGAUCUCCCACUAUUUUCAAGGCUACAAAGGUGGUUGGACCAACUCAACAAACAUUAGAAAAUAUGUCCAGCAUAUCAGGAAAUGCAACCUUUUCAACUGCUUCUUCUCAUUUACCUUCUGAGAGUGAAAAACAACAUCAGAUACAGCCUAAAGUGUAUAAUCCAGAAACUCUGACUACUAUCCAAACACAGGACAUUUCACAGCCUGGUAGCUUUCCAGCUGUCUCUGCUCCCAGCCAGCUGCAGAAUAGUGAUGCACUAUUGCAGCAAGCUACACAGUUCCAGACUAGAGAGUCCCAAUCCAGAGAGGUGUUGCCGUCAGACAGCACAGUAGUUACUCUGUCACAGUUAACUGAGGCUUCGCAGCAACAGCAGUCAACACUAUCAGAACCAGCACAGACACUACAGCAACAGAUUUCAUCAAGUAUUUUCUCACCUGCAAACAGUGUGAGUCAGCUACAGAACACUAUACAGCAAUUGCAAGCUGGAAAUUUUCCAACCAGUACUGCCAGUGGAAGCAGUGGAAAUGUUGAUUUGGUCCAGCAAGUCUUAGAAGCUGAACAGCAGUUAUCUUCGGUUUUGUUUUCUGGGUCAGAUAGUAGUGAGGAUGUUCAAGAGCAACUCAGUGCAGACAUUUUUCAGCAAGUUAGUCAAAUCCAAAACAGUGUGAAUCCUGGGAUAUUUUCCUCAUCAGAGACAGCAGUCCAUUCCAGGCAAGAGAAUCUUUUGUCUGGAAGAGCUGAAAAUGUCCAUCCACAGCCUGAGAGCUCAUUGUCCAAUCAGCAGCAGCAGCAGGCAAUGGAGACUUCUGCAGCAAUGGUGAUUGGAAUGCAGCAAAGUAUGUGCCAGGCUGCAACACAGAUGCAAUCUGAUCUUUUCUCCUCAGCAGCUUCAGGAAAUGGAAACCUCCAGCAGUCCCCUGUUUACCAGCAAGCUUCCCACUUGCUAAGUGGGCUAUCAACAAGUGAAGACAUGCAGAUGCAAUGUGAGUUAUUCUCCUCAUCUUCUGGUGUUUCUGGAAAUGAAACAACUACUACUGCUCAGCAGCAAGUCUCGACCAAUGGCUCUACCAUGUUUCAGACCUCGAGUUCUGCAGAUGGAGAAGAAGCUUCAGGACAGAAUAAACAGAUGCAAAACAAUGUGUUUCAGACCAUGGUUCAGAUGCAACACAGUGGGGAAAGUCAGCCUCAAGUUAACCUGUUUUCAUCUACAGAAAACAUGAUGGCCGUUCAGGCAGGUGGAACUCAACAGCAGGGAGGUGGACUGUUCCAGCAAGGUGGGGAAAUUAUGUCUAUUCAGUCAGGAAGUUUCAUGCAGCAGUCCCCACAUUCACAGGCUCAACUUUUUCACUCUCAGAAUCCCAUUGGUGAUGAUCAAAAUAUAUCCCAGGAAACACAAGGGUCUAUUUUUCGUAGUCCAAAUUCCAUUGUCCACAGUCAGACCACUUCCUCUUCCUCGGACCAAUUGCAGCCUCCAAUAUUCCACUCCCAGAACGCCAUGGGUGUAUUGCAGAGCUCUUCUGUACCUCAAGACCAGCAAUCAGCCAACAUGUUCCUUUCCCAGAAUUCAAUGAACAACCCUGUAACUCAAGAAGAACAGAUGUCAUUCUUCACAACACAGAAUUCCAUUACUCCACUUCAGACAGCCACAAACACAGAGCAGCAAACUUCUUUCCAGCAGCAGGCACAGAUACCCCACAUUCAAAACCCUAUGAUUCCCCAAGAUCAGCCCCAAGCUCAGCCCACUCAGCAGGGUUUGUUUCAGGCACAAGUAUCACUAGGCUCCCUCCAAUCUAGUACAAUGCCCCAGAACCAACAAGGGGCUAUCUUCCAGUCUCAACACUCAAUGGUUGCUAUUCAGAGUAGCCCUCCAUCCCAAGAACAGCAGCAGCAGAACAUGAUGUUCAGUACUCAAAAUACAAGUACAAUUGCUUCUCAGAAGCAGACUAUGCUUUUCAACCCAAAUCAAAAUCCAAUCACUAAUCAGGAGCAGCAGAACCAAUCUCUUUUUCAUGCACAAUCCAAUAUGACGCCAAUGAAUCAAGAUCAACAGCCCAUGCAGUUCCAGAGUCAAACAACAGUGACUCCACUUCAGAAUCCUGGGACCAGCCAGACAGAGACACAGCAGCCCACCAUGUUUCAUAACUCACCCCAGAUUCAGUUGGUUCAAGGAUCACCAGGUUCUCAAGAGCAGCAAGUCACCCUCUUCAUCUCUUCAGCUUCCAUGUCUGCCUUGCAGAAUAGCAUGAGCCAGCAAGAGCUGCAGCAGUCUCCCAUCUACUCUUCUCAGAACAAUAUGACAGGUAUUCAAGGAGCUGCUUCUCCUGCACAGCAACAAUCUUCUUUGUUUCACAAUACAGCAGGAAGUGCUAUCAACCAACUGCAGAAUUCUCCUGCUUCAUCUCAACAGACUUCAGGAAUAUUCCUAUUUGGGAUUCAAAAUAACUGUGGCCAGCUCUUAACCUCUGGACCAUCUGCAUUGCCAGAUCAGCUGAUGGCUAUAAGUCAGCCAGGUCAGGCACAGAGUGAGGGGCAACCAGCAGUGACAACGCUUCUGUCUCAGCAGAUAUCUGAGAAUUCUCCACUACCUUCGUCUAUGACAACCAAUCAGUGUAUAGAGAAAAUUGAUGACUUGCUUGUGUCAUUACAAAACCAGGGGAACAACAUGACUGGCUCAUUUUAAUUGGCCAAAAAUUCUGUGAAGGAAAAGAUUUCCAAGAUCCUCUCAGACCUUGUGGCUCUGGAUUAGGGUGUAUGGAGCUGAACUGUUCUGUUAAAGAAUGGCCUGUACCCAAGCAAAUAUGUAAACUUCACUCUCUUUUCUAAAGAGCACAUUUGCUGCCUACUGCAGUGUCUAGCAAUUGAGGCUAUAAUGAUAGCAUUUGAGACACCUGAAGCCAAUAAUGGCUGAAAAGCUGUGCUUUGUGUUACAGGGGGUGGAACUGGACUGUUAACCACCUUCCUAGGCCCCAUUAGUUAAUGGGCUGCUGUUUUAAUUCAAAGCAUGACUGCUCAGCUAUUAUUGUUAGAAAAUAACACGUUAUCAUGUUUACUUUUUCUUUCUUCCCUUCCUCCUUCACAACACCUCUGUUGAGUAGGAAAGCUUGUGAAGCAGGAACAUCAUGUGCCCUAACUCGCAUUGUGAUUCAUGGCAUAGCUGUCAGUCAGUGAAGGAAUUGCAGUUUUUCCAGUCGAGCUGAAGGACCAUUGCAGGGGUGUGUUAUUCGCAGCAGGUGGUGGUGGUGAUAUAUAUAAUAUACAAUCAGAAAAUCUGCUACAACUCUAGGAGCAGCCAGAGAGAUGUGGGUGCUUCCCAUCUGAGGGUGUGAUUAACAGGUUUUUUUCUGUACUGAUGAUUUUAGAUAUCAACUGCAUAGAGUAAGAAUUAGGUGGCUCUAUCAAAAUGAAGGGGAAAGUCACAGUAAAUUGUGUUCUAAAAUCCCUUGAACUGAAGAGCGCAAUCUGCCUAGCUGAGGAAACAACUGCUUCAUGCCUCUCACUAUUUUGGCAUAGAUUAGAACUUGAACAUUAUGCUUUCUCAUGCCAGGCUGCCCUCUUUCAUUCUUUCCAUGCUCUUCAUCCCUCCCCCUAAUUUUAUAUUUGUUUCCUAAGCAAAUACAAAUAUCCUGCUGGUUUUAGAAACUGAAGUAACUCUUAGGUGUCCAAGGCACCUCUCACUGUGGUAGCAAAGUGCCAAGCCAGUGGCUGCAUCUUUAUAGGUCACCAGGGUUUGAGGGCGUGAGAAAAUGCUGGUUUUGUCUCCAUCCCCCAAACUUCCUGAAUCCUAGAGAAAUCCUACUUUUCCCUGUUGUUGCUGAUAUAAAGUCUUAAACUUUAUCCCAUAUGGGGGCAAACAGCAUGAUUUUUAAUCAUUCUUUAAAACAUCACUUCAAGCUGAGCUGCUGCAUCUUUGUAGCGUUCUUGGUUCAUUGCAGGUUUGAAGCAUCCAUUUUACUAGCAGUCCCCAUGAGUUGUAGCCUCUCAGGGGUCAUACAUUAAUUAAAAACAAUUUACUCAUGUUUUACAGUAUCUAAGAAUAACCCACUCUAGGCCAUGCAGUUGUAGUGUGAGGCAUUUGGAUUCUUUCAGAUGAUCCGACUAGCUCAAGAGAGAUGUGGUGCCUCACAAUAACCUCAGGCAGACGUUUUCUUCAGUCUUUUCCCUCUCCUUCCUGUAGAAAGAUGUUAAUGCAGGUUAGAGCCAAACAGCUGUCAUGCGUGGCUACUAUGCCUUGGUGUAGCAUAAUUGGUAUCCUGUCACUUUUCAUUUUGGUUAUUUUAAGUAAUGGAGAGUAGCCUGUAAAUGGUUUUCAAGUUACCCUAGUCUGUUUACUGCGUGUUUUUUCUAACUUGUGCACCUAGUUGAGCCAUGUAGAGAUGUUCUUUGGUUUUAACGGUUUUUCCCGUGUGUCAAAAUCUGUCACAAUGUUCAUUUUCUCUUUUUGUGUGUGUGUCUGUCUGUCUGUCUCUCUCUCUCUCUCUCUCUCUCAUUGAGAGGCAUUGAAUUACGUUUUCAGUAGUAAGGCUUCUUGCCGAUAUGAAGGGAACUUUUCAGAAAGAGACCUGCUCUGGGUCAUUUAAUUUUGAAUACAGUUUUCAAUCGUUCAAGUUUUGGAUGGUUUAUAUCUAAUGUGUGUUUCAUUUUUUUGGAAAGCUAUAUUUUGUAUUUAGGAAAUGGUAUACUAUUUUGCUAUUUGUACUGAGUGAGUACAAUGGCAUAAAUAUAAAAAUUUAUAUAUAUACAUAUAUAUAAAAUAUUCUUUUUGCCACACAUUUUUGUGGUAAAUUUGUGAGUUUGUCUGAUGUUCUACCACAACGUGGCGUCUGAUAAUGGUGGGGGUGAGGGUGGGGUUUGUUAUGUCUUUACUCAGUAUUUAAGUACUUUUUGCAACAUAAAUAGUUUGUUCAUCUUGGGCCAUUCCAUCUGGCAAUGUAUUGUUCCCGUUGGCUCUGGACAACUUCAGUGUGUGUUUGUGUCUGUCACACAGCAGUGGGAUGUAGUAAGGAAACCCAUUUAGACAACUGUCUGAUGGGCUUUCAUUCAGAAUGAGCCAUUCAGCUUUUACUCUGUCACUGUCUAUUUAAUAUUUUAUUAGCUCCUUUGUGUUGGAUCUUUUAAUUUAUAAUUACACUAAAAUGUUUGAAAUUAUAAUCAUGUUAAAGAAAAUUUUCUCGACUUCAUAAUGUCCAGAGCUGCUUUUUAGCUCUGAACCAUACGCUUUUCUUCCGGUAAUUUUUCUCCUGCUAUGGAAAAAAGUAAAAUAAAAUCCUUUGUUAUGGUUCAGGACAUGAAAGAGCAGCCUGUCAGCACUGAAUGAGCGCUGUCUGAGGAUGAAUAGAAGGGUUCUGCACAGCAUCGGAUUGAAUACACCAUCCUUUUGUAAUCCGUUUGUAAGAAACUGGUGGCUUCUGCAAGAGCAGCUUGUUCACACUAAGUCCCAGAACGAGGAUUUUUGGUGAUACCUUGACGGCUGCGUAGGCCAACAGUGGGCAGAAUGAGGUGAUGAGGAUGAUAAACUGACUUGUGUGCUGUUUGUUUUGGUUUUUGUUCUUUUGAAGGAGAGCAUCCUCAUGAUGAAAUGUUGUUGGUCGGUGCCAAGAAACCAGGGACCAGUUCUUCAUUUAAUAAAAUUGGUGUCCAAAAUAGAACCUUUUACCAGGGACUGCUACAAUUCCCACUGUGGGGGGAAUGUUUAAAUGUGUGCAUAUUUUUAGAUUGUUGAUUACAAGGGCUGUGCUACCAUAUUCAAAUAACGACAUUAUCUAUAUUUUCUUUUGUAUCAAAUUUACUGUCUGUUUUAGGUCAAUGUUAAAUGUAUAACAUUUUGAACAUGUGAUUUGGUUACAAAAAGUAUUUGUCUUCUGAAUGAAGGGUUUGCUCAGUGGUUGACAAGUGCUCUUGCUGCUGCUUUCAAACAGCUGUUACAGAGGAUAAAGAGAGAGGUUCAAUGAGCCAGCAAAGGCCUAGGAAACCGCUUACAGAAGUUGUUCCAUGGCAGAAGGACCUAAAAAUAAUGUGAACCACAUCUUUGUUCCUUCAGAGCCCUGCUCAGGCACUGUUUUGAUUUCAAUAGUUGACAUUUACUUUUGGAGCUUAUCCUUUGUUUUUUCUUUUACCCCCAACUUAUUUAUUCCAUAAUAUGUCUGCAUCAGUAUGGGUAUUAGAGGAAAAGCACACAAAGUGGAUUGCCUGUAGAGUUAUUGAGAGGCAGGGGAAUCAAAUCCAGUUUGGUUUGAAAAGUUAGAUAUUAUUUAAGGUAAAUGAAAAUAUGUGCAUCUUGAGUAGUCAAAAAAUGACAUUAACUAUUACCCCUUGCUUAUGAUGAACAUUACUUAAGAAGCCAGACUGCCAAAGAUCAAAUGUUAGGAGCAUUAUUGCAAAAGGAAAUUUGCUUUCAUAUCUGUCAGGCCAAUGUUCACCAAUGGAAGUAGAUGGUUUUAUAGCUAUACGUGCUGGAUGGAAGCUGGAAAGCUGUAGAACUAUAUUUGUAGGGUGGAUUUUCUGUGUAGUGUUUCUUUUUCAUAGAACCAUAUUGUUAUAUGGGACCUCAAAGGUCAUGUUGUCUAACCCUCUGCCAAGAUGCAGGAUUUGUUGUGACUAAACCGUCCAAGACAGAUGCUCUCCAGCCUCUUUUUGAAAACCUCCAGUGAUGGAGAUUCCAUGCUUCCCUAGGCAGUUUGUUCCAUUGUCCUACUGUCCUUACAGUUAAGAAGAUUCUUGAGCUUUUCUCCUGCAUGAACUCUCUAUUAAACCACCUUUAAUACAAAACACACACACACAUUCUCUCCCUCAAACUAGGUUAUAUUCUCCAGGCUUAAGUCACUUCUCCAUUAAUUUCCCUGACUCUCCUAAACCCCAUUUUUCUGAUGUUGUCUCUACAGUAUGUCUGAUGUGUACUGCACACCUGUUUCCUAAUAACUGACUAAUAUCCAGGGAGAUGCUCCCUGCUAGCUACCACGUCAGUAUGUCUUCUACCUGUGUCAUGUUGUCUCCAUGUAAACAACACCCUUGUAUAAAAAGAAACUGUUAAACUAUUAUUCCUUUAGUGAUGAAUAAAGUAGGUGGAUAACACUUAAGCUGUAGAAAAAGUUAAGACAAGCAUUAGCCAAACAUUUCCUAUGGCAGGAGAUGAUCAUCAUCACUUUCCACUUCACAGGCCAGUCUACUUGUUGGCACUAAUUGUCUUCUACUCUUUCAAUGGUUAUCCAAGCCAAAUGCUCUACGAUUAUUUCCUUUGUCAACAAAAUCAAUUCAAGAAGUCAUUUCAGCCUUGCUGGGCCAAAAUAGACAGUUAACCACCAGGCCUUUUGUUUGGCUAAUUUUUCAUUAUUGUCAGUGUGCUCAGAGCCUGUGAAUGGACACCUUUUUUUAUUUAUACUCAAUUUAAAUAAAAAAUAAACAGGUUAGUGUCUGUCAAUCUUGACAGCAUCCCUUCUCAUACUUACACAGAACUGGCAUGUCCAGUUGCACAGAUGUACAUUUUUCUAAUCUACAUAAGCCUUGAGUUUUCCAGUGCUCCUGCUAUGACUUUGAUUAGGGGACACUGUCCAAAAAGAAGUCUCAUUCUGUUGCUCUGGUAAGAUUUUUCAUUCUCCAAGAUUGUCCUUCCAAAGCCUUCAGAAAGGACAAACCACACAGGAGCUCAAAUCCUUUCUCUGACGUAGCCGAAACAACCAUAUGAGCAGCAGGAAAGAUGCUUCGUUAUAAAAUUUCUUCAUUGGAAUAAAGAAAUUAAACACCCAAAAAGGUCAAACUUUUAUAAAUUAUAGAAACAAGAUGGGGGUGAGAUCAUCUUUUAUUGGACCAAUUUCUGUUGGUGAGAGAGACAAGCUUUUGAGCUACACAGAGCUGUUCUUCAGGUCUGGGAAAGGUACUUAGAGUGUCACUGCUAAAAACAGGACAAACAGAUAGUUUAGCAUAAGUAAGCUGACUUAGAACAAGGCUUCCUUAGCUCUUGUCCCCUAAUACCCCUACCCUACCUGAGCUACAUUGAUGACAUCUUCAUCAUCUGGACCCAUGGAAAAGAAGCCCUUGAGGAAUUCCACCAUGAUUUCAACAAUUUCCAUCCCACCAUCAACCUCAGCCGAGACCAAUCCACACAAGCGGUCCAUUUCCUGGACACUACUGUGCUAAUAAGCGAUGGUCACAUAAACACCACCCUAUACUGGAAACCUACUGACCGCUAUACUUACCUACAUGCCUCCAGCUUCCAUCCAGGACACACCACACGAUCCAUUGUCUACAGCCAAGCUCUAAGAUACAACCGCAUUUGCUCCAACCCCUCAGACAGAGACAAACACCUACAAGAUCUCUAUUGAGCAUUCGUAAAACUACAAUACGCAUCUGCUGAAGUGAAAAAACAUAUUGACAGUGCCAGAAGAGUACCCAGAAGUCACCUACUACAGGACAGGCCCAACAAAGAAUAUAAUAGAACGCCACUAGCUGUCACCUUCAGCCCCCAACUAAAACCUCUCCAACGCAUCAUCAAAGAUUUACAACCUAUCUUGAAAAAUGAUCCUUCACUCUCUCAGAUAUUGGGAGACAGACCAGUCCUUGCUUACAGACAGUCCCCCAACCUGAAGCAAAUACUCUCCAGCAACCACACAACAAAAAAACUAACCCAGGAACCUAUCCUUGCAACAAAGCCCGAUGCCAACUCUGUCCACAUAUUUAUUCAAGUGACUCCAUCAUAGGACCUAAUCCCAUUAGCCACGCCAUCAGGGGCUCGUUCACCCACACAUCUACCAAUGUGAUAUAUGCCAUCAUGUGCCAGCAAUGCCCCUCUGCCAUGCACAUUGGCCAAACCGGACAGUCUCUAGGCAAAAGAAUAAAUGGACACAAAUCUGACGUCAGGAAUCAUAACAUUCAAAAACCGGUAGGAGAACACAUCAUCCUCUCUGGCCACUCAGUAAAAGAUUUAAAGGUGGCAAUUUUGCAACAGAAAAGCUUCAAAAACAGACUCCAACCAGAAACUGCAGAGCUUGAAUUAAUAUGCAAGCUAGGUACUAUUAAUUUGGGUUUGAAUAGAGACUGGGAGUGGCUGGGUCAUUACACAUAUUGAAUCUAUUUCCCCUUGUUAAGUAUCCUCACACCUUCUUGUCAAUUGUCUAAAUGGGCCAUCUUGAUUAUCACUACAAAAGUUUUUUUCUCCUGCUGAUAAUAGCUCAUCUUAAUUAGCCUCUUACAGUUUGUAUGUCAACUUCCACCUUUUCUGUGUGUGUGUAUAGCUUCUUACUAUAUAGAAGAAAAGGAGUACUUGUGGCACCUUAGAGACUAGUGCCACAAGUACUCCUUUUCUUUUUGCGGAUACAGACUAACACGGCUGCUACUCUGAAACCUUCUUACUAUAUGUUCCAUUCUGUGCAUCCGAUGAAGUGGGCUGUAGCCCACAAAAGCUUAUGCUCUAAUAAAUUUGUUAGUCUCUAAGGUGCCACAAGUCCUCCUGUUCUUUUUAGUGUAAGUAGUUAUAUAUUCUAACGGGCCAUUCACGGUGAAGGGGCCCGUUAACACCCCUUUAGUCAUAGGACAAAAAGGGGAGUUAGUGGGUUACAGAUCGUUGUAAUAAGCCAUAAAUCCAGUGUCUCUGUUAAGACCAUGAUUUUUAGUGUCCAGCAAAGUUAUGUAUUUAAGCUCCCAGGCUCAUCUGUUUACAAUGUGCAGAUUUCCUUUGAUGAGGACUGGUAGGCCUGGGAACUUAAAUUCAUAAUUUUGCUGAGUGUUAAUGGGCCACUUCACCUUGAAUGGUCCCUUACACUACUUAUGCUAAACUAGCUACUCAACCUUCUAUUUAGCUGUGAAACUCUGAGUUCUCUUCCCAGAUCUGGGGAAGAGCUCUGUGUAGGUCAGAAGCUUGUCUCACCAACAGAAAUUGGUCCAGUAAAUAUAUUACCUCACCCACUUUGUCUCUCUCAUAUCCUGGGACUAAUAUGGCUACAAUAACAAUGCACAGAAGAAGAGAAAUUUAAUUACAGAAUUUUAUUUUCAAUUGUAUCUCACACAUUGCUCUAUUACUUAACAAUUAUCAGGCUGUCUAUUCAAACUAUGUACCCAUUUGCAGAGCUCUGUCUAUACAAGUAUUUAUCUGAACAGUGGAAGCAUCAAGCAUGGUGAGGAAUUGCUUAGUGUUCUCUGAACUUGGAACUGUAGGUUGAAAGUGAGAAAAGGGAAAUUUAAUCUGACCACUGGGAGAAGAAAGAAUUAUCCCAGUGAGAGAUCUGUUUCUGUGGAAUAGUCUUGCAAAGAGAGUGGUGGAAGACCCAUUAUUUGAGAUGUUUAAAAGCUAGCUGGAUUGAUAGUCAAGAGCAUAUUGUAAGGCUCUUGAGUGUAGAAUUUUGAUGAGUCUUUUGGGACAGAUCUUGAUAAUUCUACAUGCAAAAAUAUUCACCCUUGCAGUUCUGGUAAUGGUGUGUGCAAACAGUCAGUUAUGUGUGCAAAUGUAUACAUUUGUGUACAAAUAGUUGCCUACUAAGAGCCAGACUUCAUGAACUCUUUACUUGAUAUGUGAUAUACACUACUUAGAGACAAUAAAAGAUACGGCACAGCAGAGAAAAUCUGGGGAAAAUGUACAUAUAAAAUUCUCCAAUUUAGUCUGUGCUUUUGAGAGAGAAUGUAGAAAAGUCUUUUUUCCCUUAUAUAAUUUCUUGUAUAUAUGUAAAUAUAUUGUGCAUAAAAAUCCUUGACUUGUACAUAUGUAUAUAGUUGGAAUCAGAUGAUAUGCCAAAGAGACAAGGUGGGUGAGGUCAUAUCUUUUAUUGGACAAACUUCCGUUGUUGGACAAUAAAAGAAGAAGCUGGUCCAAUAAAAGAGAUUACCUCAUCACACCACCUUGUGUGUCUCAUAUCCUGGGACCAACAUGCUGACAACAACACUACAAACCAUCACUAUACCAUUGAGUUUAUUAUAUAAAUGCAUAAAGACUGUUAUAGUAACAUUUUUAUAACUUUCAAAGAACAUAGUUGUCCUUAGUGUGCACUUGUUUCUCUAACUCUCUUCAAUAGAUCAGUAAUAGCUAUAUAAAUGUGUAAAUACUGUAUGAGUGGGGAGGGAUUAGUAGUGUAAUAAUAAGUAUUAUCCCAGAAAUAUGUACUUUUCAGCAAUUCACUAAAAUCCAUGGGAUUAAGGUGAAAUGACUGUUUGAAACAUCCCUGCGCUUUUCUAUUUUUCUAGAGAGUUUUAUUAACCUUUAGUGAAUUUGAUGUUUUGUGAAAUGUGCGAACUGGCAGGCCAGGAAAUCGCAGUCCCCUGGAUGGGUUCAGCAAGGGCAACAGCAGUACGUUUCCCACACACUUCUCUUUGCCAAUUUGCCUCACUCCUUUUCAGGAGGGGCCACUUCUCAGGACUCAGUUUCCCAGGCUUCUCAGCAGAGGCUACCAGAUAGUGCCAAGGACACCCUGGUGGGGUUUGUGGUAGGGACUAGCUAGGAGCUGGACUGAUAAAAGUAAUCCACUUUCAACAGGGGUCACCAAACGUCUGUCAAAUGGCAAAGAUUUUUACCCCAUUACUGAGCUGGACUGGGCUUAAACCAAGGACCUAGACCUACCUGUGUAGCGCCUUCCGGUUCUACUUUUUCUGAUUUUUUUUUGCACCUAAGGAAAGGUGAUCAAAAACCAAGGGUUGCUGAAUUUUGUUAUAAGGUUUUAACCAAUAAGGUUUAUUUAUUGAAGCAGUCUGACGAGUAAGUUCUCCCCAGUGGUAUCUUGCUGUAUGAGGAGCACUGGACUUGCCAGUACUUACUUGUUGAAGACUUAGGAAGAGAUUAAACUCUUAACGGGAAUGUCGGUUCUUGACAGAAAUGAAGAGCAAUGUAUUUUGCUCCCACAGCUUUUCCUGGUGCAUUCUAAUUUGACAGUCAGUUAAUCCCCAGACAUUACGAUUCUGGCAUGUUUGAUUCAAACCACCUCUGCUCGCUCCCUUGCAGUGUCCAAGACCGAUGCCCUGACUUCCCUCUUUUCCCUUAAUGCUGAGCACUUACCUGGUCCUGACCUUCCUCCUGCUGUACCUUAGAAACACUCCCUUCCACAGUUGUGCUCCUCCUGGCUGGGAAAUUGUCCCACAAAAUGCACAUCUCAUUCAAACCAGCAUAAGCAUAUCAGUGCUCUUCCUUCCAGCUGCUGAAUUCUCAUUCAUCCUCCCUUGACAAGUGCUUGGUUCAGAUGCCUAACAGCUGUGAAACCCAGCCACCAGACUUGUUCUGGUCUCCAAGCCAGGAGAGGGACAGAUCCUCAGCUGGUGCAAAUUGGCAUAGCAUCAUUGAAGUCCUUGGAGCCAGAGGAAUUUACAGUAGCUUAGGGUCUGGUCCAGAGUGUCCACUUCCUGCGUGUGCUCCAUCUAGGCAGGAGGUAGUAUUCUGAGCAGGUUAGUCCCAUGUGGUGUUAGUCCCAUUUCAGGGAAAAAAUGCAGCAUUUCUGGAUGUUAUGGGAUUGGGAUCAUGCCCCUGUGUCCUGUUAAAAGGACCAUUACCAACCUGAAGCUUUUCUGUGCUGAUUACUAUUUGAUAUAAAGAGUUUUUGAGGUUUGUCCCCAUACAGCUCACUGUUUUUAAUGGGUAAGCUCCAAAAGCUUCAAACUAGAGCCUUCUACCUCUGUUGUUGUUCUCUGCAUAAACUCAACAUGCUUGUGUCCUUUCUUUCUGGAGUGGUUUAUCUGCCUUUCUGCCAUGUUUUUGUUGGAGUGCACAGAUCACCACUGAGCUAUCUUUUCUGUUGUCCUGCAAUGUGAAAGUAGCACCGGAUAUUCCUUUGUGCAUUUCUGUGUAUAUGGCUUUUGUAGUUGGGAUCUUCAGAGCACUGAUACCAGGUGUUUUCAGUUUAUUCUAUGAGGGGAGAUUUCAUUUGCAUCUAUGUUUUUAGCUAUCCUGUGAUAACUUGUUGAAUAUUAAAAUAAAAAUAAAUAUUUUGCUUCUAUUGGGACAUUUGUAUACUCGCAACUAUAUUUCUGUAAACAGCUGCAGUCAAGAAUAAAACAUUGAAAGUUUUCAUUUUG